UCAAUUAGUAGAAGCCGCAGAAGAAUAUGUUAAUUAUUUGGAUAGAAAAAAAAUUUUUGAUCAUAUUGAUGAUGCGCGUAAAAAAAUUCCUGGAAUAUAUUGGGUAGAAAAUCUCGGUCGAUAUUAUAAAAGUGAAAAAGAUGCAGUUCAAGACUGGAUGACAUCGGAAGGAUAUAAAAGACAAAUUAUUAGUAAAGAUUAUAUUUAUUUUGGUGCCGCAUUAAAAAAUGAUACUUGGGUACAAGCAUUUGGAUGUAAAAAAUAA
This is a messenger RNA of Dentiscutata heterogama, 265 nucleotides long. The record is from the annotation of a GenBank genome assembly. Lineage: Eukaryota; Fungi; Glomeromycota; Glomeromycetes; Diversisporales; Gigasporaceae.